This is a messenger RNA of Prunus armeniaca (apricot), 885 nucleotides long. Lineage: Eukaryota; Viridiplantae; Streptophyta; Magnoliopsida; Rosales; Rosaceae. The record is from the annotation of a GenBank genome assembly.
AUGAUGUUGCUUCAUGUGUUAGGCCAAGGAAAAAGAGGUUAUUUGACAUGGAAGAUGGCUCAAGUAGAGGAAGACGGUCUGAGCUUUGAUUCGUGGGGUAUUGAGUACUCCAUUGUUAAAGGAUGGUUAAUAAAAACCAUGGAACCUGAUUUGAUUUAUGAAUUGCGGUGUGAAGCAACUCAUAAUACUCAAGGAGGCCGCGAUAUUACAUCCUACUUUGCUGAGCUCAAGACCGUUUGGUUGAAACGAGAUCGUCGUCGUCCAAUCAACAUCAAGUGCCCUGAUGAUAAGCAACGAAAGGCGGCACAUGAGAAGAAAAAGAAUGGUGGGAGCGGUGUAGCUACUGUCGUCGCCGUCGGGCUAGUCUUCGUCUGGCCGAUCGCUGGUGCUACCGCAGGAUGUUCAGCCAGGGGGAUCAUUGGGUGUGGUACUAAGAAAAUGAGGCUUUACUAUAUGGAUGACAUUGCCCCGGGUCGUGUUCAUCAGGUUCGGGGCGUUGUCAGGGAGAAGCAUAAGAAGAUUUGGUUAUGGCAUCAGCAGUUGGAUCAUGUUUCCUUUGCAAACAGGGGAAUACUAUCAGACAUAUUCUUACCAGAAGGCAAGGUGAAAUAUGCCAUUGUUGAUCAUGUCACCACACACAUAUUGUCUCCUCAAGCUAAAGAAUUUGUGAGUCAGAUGGAAGGAAUUAAAAUUCCUAAUAGAUUGGAAGAAGCGUUUCAAGACCCAAAAUGGGUGGAAGCAAUGAAUGUGGAGAUGAAGGCCUUACAAAAGAAUGGAACAUGGGAGAUAGUUCCACAACCUGAAGGAAAGAAACUUGUUGGAUGUCGAUGGGUGUACACAGUUAAGCACAAAGCUUAUGGCACAAUAGAUAGAUAUAAAGCAUGA